AUUAAUCCAGGAAAAAGCAGCCAAAAGAAAAUACAAUCAAUUCGACCUGACGAGCUCUAACUGGAUUCCAAUUUUAUUUUAAUAUUCCAGAUAUUUCCCUGUUUGUACUAAUCGUUAUUUUAAUUACGUCUCUCAUUUCUUCUCAUCAAGGUUCGAUCAAUGGAAAGACAGAUUUUAGCGUCUGAUUUCGCACAUAAUUUCUUUCUAGAAAACAUGAAUCUUCAAAUAUUGGUAACAUAACCAAUGCUACCCCAAAGAACUUAUUGUAAUACAUACAAUUAUUUUGUUAUGUAAACAUUGAAUAAAAAUAUAUAAUUCUGGACUUACGGAGUUGUGAUUAUUUAUUACCUCCUUAAAUUGUUGUUGAUGUGAUCUUCAUAAUUUGUGACAGUUUCCCAACGAUUUUGUUCGAAGACGUUAUCAUGAUGCUGGGAAUUGCAAGAAAGACACUGGGACUCACAACGAUUAAACAAUGGACUCAUUCUGGGAUGAUUCAGGGUUUUGCGAGUGAUGAUGGUGAUGGACCUAAGGAUAGUCAGAGGCUCAGAGAAUUCAGAAAGAAAUUACGUGAGAAAACACCAAUAGGAAAAUUAGAGGAAUUGGAAGAGGGAAAACAUCCGUAUCAGGAGAAAGAACCGCUUGAACCCCAUCCGAACAACAUAAAUCCAGAAACUGGAGAAGUUGGAGGCCCUCGAGGGCCAGAACCUACUCGUUAUGGAGAUUGGGAGCGAAAAGGAAGAGUCUCUGAUUUUUAAUUAUAGCUCAUUUGUUUAACAAUAAAUACCAAAUUAAAUAAAUAUUCAAGAUUCUCAGCU
Fopius arisanus is the source of this 815-nucleotide messenger RNA. Its product is annotated as succinate dehydrogenase assembly factor 4, mitochondrial-like. Gene Ontology annotation, biological process: mitochondrial respiratory chain complex II assembly. The transcript has 4 exons. Gene Ontology annotation, cellular component: mitochondrion. Bases 423 to 755 code for a protein of 110 amino acids. NCBI's taxonomy places the organism in Eukaryota, Metazoa, Arthropoda, Insecta, Hymenoptera, Braconidae. The record is from RefSeq and is a predicted model, not a curated record.